Messenger RNA from Penicillium brevicompactum, 1014 nucleotides. RefSeq lists its product as uncharacterized. The record is from RefSeq and is a predicted model, not a curated record. Lineage: Eukaryota; Fungi; Ascomycota; Eurotiomycetes; Eurotiales; Aspergillaceae. The coding region runs from base 1 to 1014 and encodes 337 amino acids. Gene Ontology annotation, cellular component: cytoplasm. The transcript is spliced from 3 exons.
AUGAGUCUCUCUUUACGAAAGCUAGGUCAGAAUGGGCCCCAAAUCUCUGCCGUCGGCCUCGGCUUUGGCAGUAUUGGUGGCUUCUAUGGGCCAGUAGGUACCUUGGAUGAGAAGGUAGCUCUUCUAGAUCAUGCAUAUGCUUCUGGUUUGCGUUUUUGGGACCUCUCCGAUGUGUAUGGAGACUCUGAAAGCGUUGUUGGUGAAUGGAUCAAGCGAUCAGGCAAAUGCGACGACGUUUUCAUUGGCACCAAAUUCUCGCUUCAACGCCAGCCCGAUGGAAGUCACACUUUUCAUUCUGAUCCUGCUUACGCGAAAGAGGCAUGCACGAGAAGCCUUAGAACUCUCGGGGUUGAGACCAUUGACCUUUAUUAUUGCCACGCAGUCGAUGGAAUCACACCCAUUGAAAAGACCGUGGAAGCUAUGGUGGAGCUGAAAAACGAAGGAAAAAUCCGUCACAUCGGCCUAUCUGGUGUCUCAGCAGCAACGUUGCGCCGAGCACACGCCAUCCACCCUAUUGCCGCCCUACAAUGGGAAUACAGCCUGUUCACAUUGGAUAUCGAACCACCUAACUCGGAGAUUCUCGAAACUUGUCGUGAGCUGGGCGUCACUCUUGUCGCUUUUUGUCCAAUUGCUCGCGGUAUAUUCACCCGCGAACUCAAAUCCUACGAAGACAUUCCGGGGCCUCUCCGAAUGUACUACCCAAAAUAUGCCGAGAAGAAUUUUCCUGCUAUUUUAAAAUUGGUUGACGGUGUUAAGGAUAUAGCGGAUGUUCAUGGCGUCACCCCAGCACAAGUCGCCCUGGCUUGGCUAUUGGCGCAAGGGCCAAAUAUCAUACCGAUCCCCGGUACAAAGUCAGCCUCUAAGAUGGAUGAAAAUGCAUCCGCUGCACUGCUUACCCUGAGCGAUGAUGAAGUGAGAAAAAUCCGCAAUCUGGCGGAGAAUGCGGAGAUAGAAGGCCCUCGGUACCGUCCUUCGGUCAUGGCUGCUCUCAACCAAGAUACUCCGGAUCUAUGA